Molecule: messenger RNA, 2322 nt
Organism: Cordyceps militaris CM01
Lineage: Eukaryota; Fungi; Ascomycota; Sordariomycetes; Hypocreales; Cordycipitaceae
Product: ariadne RING finger, putative
Exons: 2
Coding region: 1-2322 (773 amino acids)
Biological process (GO): protein linear polyubiquitination; proteasome-mediated ubiquitin-dependent protein catabolic process
Cellular component (GO): ubiquitin ligase complex
Molecular function (GO): ubiquitin-protein transferase activity; ubiquitin binding; zinc ion binding
Source: RefSeq, a predicted model, not a curated record
AUGACUGACAAUAGUCCUGAGGAUAGCUCCCGAUUCGGACUGCAGACACGACGCCUGCCAAACGAGCGGAUGAAAGACCGGUCUCCUUGCAUUCGUGCUAACGGGAACUUGUUGCAGCACGAGGCCAACAAGGACAACUUUACGAGAACACUCGGCGGAGCAUUCGUUCAGUUCGAAUCCGGUGCUCGUGUGGGCAAGAUUCGCCUACCAAGCGAUUUCUCUGCUGCCCGCAUCCACGGGCUGCCACGAAACACCUCCCCCGAUGCCGUCCGGGACAUGCUUGCCGCCCUCGAGCUUCAUGCCAAUGUCGAUAAUAUACGUAUUUUGCGUUUGGAGAAUGGUUGCGCUGCGGUGGUCCAAUCCGAUGAGGCCUCGUUUUCGAAACGGCUCUGCGCCCUGAUCGGAGCAAGCUACACAUGGCGAGAUGCAACCCUGUCUGCAACACCGGUAGCCGCGCCUAUGCCAUCGGGCUAUAGCGGCUGCCGCGUAGACUGCAAGAAGAUACAUUUGUCCUGGCAUAAACCAUCCCGAACUGUCUGGUUGAAUUUUGGCAAUGGUGACAUUGCCCAGAGGGUAAGCCGCAAGUUCUCGAAAGGAACGUAUCUAGUCUUGGAUCAAAAAGUCGCCGCCUCCGACGCGGUCAGAGCAGAGACGGCUUCAAGGUUUCAUUCAACAAACCCUGUAGCAUGGACCGUUGCACUAAAUGAUGUCCCUGCUGUAGCAACAAGGGAGGCCAUUUUGCAGGCGAUAAGAGAGGAGCGCGAUAAGCCCCGGCAUGUGGAAAUAGGCCCCCCAACCUACGUGACCGACCUUGAACAGGCCGCGACAGUUGUGCGAUCGCUUCUGACGGGUAUUGGACCCCUCGAGUACUGGGAGACGACGCUGGAGACGACGUCCAGACGGGUCAAGGCAGCUGCACGAUUCCUGGACGAGUCAGACGCACGGGAAGCCGCGAACAAACUCGCAAACACUGCGCUUCCGUUCAACCGCAAGGCACGUUUGACAGUGAAGAGUGUCUACUCGGCCAAGUUCAAGGUUGGCUGUGCCGUGUACGACGCGGUGCAUGCCAGGAUCGCUGCGCAGGAGAAUGCAUGGCAAGAAGGAAAUGUCUGGUUCAAGGCAUACAAAAGUGCGGACGUCUUGAAGCGAUUUCGAGUUUUGAAGAUUGAAGCUGAAUUGGCCGACAAGGUGGCUCGUACCAAAGCCGAGCUCGAGGAAAUCCUUGCUGGUGUUGUCGUCAAGGACGGCGAUGGUGUCCUUUGGGACACGUCGCUCAAAGCGAAUGGCCAGCUGUACCAGGCCAUAAAGAAAGUUGAGAAAGAACUGAAAGUCAUCGUCAUCAGAGACAAGAUCAAGUCCGAGCUGCGUCUGUACGGCGACGAGGGCCGAUGUGCGAGGGCGCAAGUUCGACUGGCCGAGGUGCUGCGUGCCGAGCUGCAGCGCACGUCUGCGCGCACCAUUGAACUCGGCCUUGAACAAUUCGGCUGGGCAUGCCGCGGGGGCUUCAAAGCCAUUGUGUCUCGACUCGGCGCCGACAAAGUGUCGUUUGACAUUGUGUCGAUGCCGAAGAAGAUGAUUAUCUCCGGCUCGCUGGAGGACUAUGACGUGGCAGUCGCCGCCAUCACUGACGGCGCAGAACAAGUUCUCGAUCUGGACACGCAGCCGCAAUGCAGCGAUGCGGGCGAGGCAUGCUCCGUCUGCUGGACCGACGCUGAUACGCCCGUCAGGAUUCGCUGCGGCCACAUCUACUGCCUCGAAUGUUUCCAGCACAGCUGUGACGCGGGGGCCGUUGGUGAGACGUUGGGCAUCUUCUGCCACGGCAACCAAGGAACGUGCCACAGCCCAGUAGCUAUUGACGACUUGCGGGACAAUCUCUCCUCGGCCAUUCUCGAGAGACUACUGGAGCGCUCCUUUGCGGUCUACGUAAAACAUCACCCCGACGAGUUGCGCUACUGCCCAACCCCCGACUGCGGGUACAUAUACAAGGUCACCUCCAAGGCACAGUCGCAGCACUGUCCGAAAUGCCUCCAGACGACCUGCUCGGCCUGCCACGAGCCGCAUGUCGGCAUGUCGUGCGCCGACCACCGGGAGAUUGCGUCUGGCAACCAUGCGGCGUUUCUGAAGCUGAAGGAGGCGUUGAACAUCAAAGGCUGCCCCAGGUGCAAAACGCUUUUGGAAAAGACGCAGGGCUGCAACCACAUGACGUGCAGCGUCUGCCAAGCGCACAUAUGCUGGGUCUGCAUGAUGGUGUUUCGCGAGGCGGGUGCGGUGUAUGCGCACAUGAGCAAGCUGCAUGGAAGCCAUGUGGAUAUUCAGCAGUAG